This is a messenger RNA of Schizosaccharomyces octosporus yFS286, 2581 nucleotides long. RefSeq lists its product as uncharacterized. The record is from RefSeq and is a predicted model, not a curated record. Gene Ontology annotation, biological process: protein localization to plasma membrane. NCBI's taxonomy places the organism in Eukaryota, Fungi, Ascomycota, Schizosaccharomycetes, Schizosaccharomycetales, Schizosaccharomycetaceae. The coding region runs from base 12 to 2417 and encodes 801 amino acids. The transcript is spliced from 2 exons.
AAUUGGCUCCUAUGUGGCUUUUAUUUCGCUCUAAGCACAAAAAAUUAGUACUCAAAUGUUUUCCAUCCAGAAAAAUAGGAGGAUCGGAACCUAACGGUUCACCUUUAGCUUACCUAAGCUACUAUGCCGCAUCCAACUCAGGGAAAUUGAGGAAGGUCAUUCGGUAUCUAAGUCAUUUAGUACAACACAGCGUAUACAGAAGAAGGGAUAAUGAAACGGUCAUUGCAUUAAAAAUUUGUCGUACUCUGAUUCAAAAAUGCCCUGAAAAUGUCAUGAUUAUGGCCUCAGAGAUUAUUAAAAUAUUGUUGGCUUCUAGUAAUUUAAGAGUUUUCGACGUUCAAAGUGUUUCAGUGGAUUGUUUUGCUGUCUUUUGUGAACGGAGUAUAAAAACUAAUUCUUUGGCAUUUGGAAAUGAAUUUUAUAAAUCAUUUGAUGAAUUAGUCUCAUUCUAUUUUGACCUAACUAGAAGUACAAGUUCCCCAGAUCCCCAACAAUCGAGAAUGCUAGGUUUGAAGGCAUUUCACGCCUUGACGUCUUGUAAGCUAUCAAACGUUGAAGGCGAAUCACAUAGCCAACCACAUUUCGUUAUUCAUGCAUUUCUAAGCAAUGCUUGGAGUCAAGAUGAUACGGCUCAACAAAGCUUUACUGCUUUGGUACACUCAACAGCUAAGACAUUCAGGCCGUUACCUCCUAGUAGUACUGGUAUAUCUUUACCAGAACAUGAUGAAGUUGGCGACACCGUAGAGAUCGCAAAUAAAAGGCUAUCUCUGAGGAUUUUAUAUAACGUGUAUACUCAGACGAAUCCUGUUUUCAUGGCUGAAUGCACAAAGUCUCUUGUUCAUUUUCUAUCUGGUAAAUCAGAUACUUUGGUUAAUCGGACCUAUAUUUCUGUCAUACUCAACCAAAUAGUUGAGUGGACGCCGGUUGAACUUCGCCAUUCUAUCUUUUUUUGCUGUUUACGUUGUUUGCAAAGCGGCCACGUUGAAGAGGCUAAUACUAAUGUUUUGGUUCCCUACAUGAUUCAUUCCAUACUAAAUUCUCAAAGUUCCAUUCCAGGCCUUUCUGUGAUUGACGUUCUCAGAGAGCUACAAUUCCAUCUUUUAAUUGCGAUUGAAAAUACGCAACUUAGUGAUUCUGAAUGGUACACCUUGUGUACAUCACCAACCGAGCGAUUACCUCGGCGUUUAUAUUUACUUCUCCAGUGUAUAACUUCCUUGAUUAACCAUCAAUAUUACAGCGAGGAAUUUGCCGACGUUUGGAAAGAGAUGGAUUUAUUUUCGAGUGAAAAGGCUUCAACAGCCACUCAACUGAUCGUGCUUACGGCUUUGGAUACCAUGCAAAUGGAACAAAUGGAGAAGGAAAGGCCGUCUUCGGUCGGUACGCUUUCAUUCAUUGCUGAUUUCUUGUAUAAAGCUUGGCCAGCAACAUUUCAGCGUGUGUAUAUUUCGGAUUCUCCUUUUGUUCGCUUAAAAACAGUCAACGUCUUUUUUGAGUUUUUAAACAUUUCACCUACAUCUAUUUUUGACUUUCAUACAGUUUUUGGAAAAAGUACAGUUUCUUAUUUCUCCGCUUUAUGGAGCUUCAUAUAUGAAAUAAGUGGACUAAUUGAAAAAUGGCUUGGAAAGUUUUGUUUCAUGAGUGAGUUUGAGGCUGUACUCAAAUUAUUACAAAAGUUUUACGCCCUUUAUGGACCUAUUACUGUAGCAGCUUUCCUCCCAUCUCUGUAUCGAGCUUUAAAUGUCAUGGAAGGGCAUUAUUUGGUAUCGCAUCAAGCAUUGAUUGCCGAUUAUCUUCUUUACGUCUCGGACUGCUUGAGUAACGAUGCCUUAAAAAGUAUGAGCUCAAAGUGGAGAGCGACUCUACCAUCUAAUGCUCUCCCACGUUUGGAAACUAAUACCGGGAUAACUAAGAACUUGUGGGAUCCCUUGCCCACAAAUACUACUAGCACUGUUUAUCUUCCGCUUGAAGAGGUUGUUUCAGAAUUAUUACAGAAGAAUCCUUCAGUUUAUCCCGAGGAAUCAAAAAUUCUGUUUUUGGAGAAAUCUUGGCAUCCAAAAUAUUCGACCUUUUAUGAGAAACUACAAAAACCUACGAAAACAGUUACUUUAACUUCACCCUCAGAAAACUCAAUAUCUAAUGGGUUGUCCACUUCAGAUUUUAAUCCAAAUCCAGUAAUGGUUCACACACACCCGUCUGCAAAAGUCGACAAUCAAAACCCAAAAAAUGAGAAGAUUUUAACAUUGAAGCAAGCUUUAGAAUCUCCUCCGAAUGCUCGAACAUCAUCGGGUUUCCGUACACCAUCUGAAAUAACACUGUCUUUGCGUUCUGCCAGUCCCCUCCCGCUAUUGGACAUAUUUAAUAUAAAUAAUUCUCUCUCAACGCCGACAAUCCAACACCCUCCCUACGUUAACUUAUAGAGCUUGUUUUGCAUGUUUGGAAUAGAUAAACGUUAAAAAAUUAUCGCUUUCCUUUUGACUUCGUUCUUUGUGAAUACACGGUUUUUCUCACUUAGUCUGUUAGAAGAUUACGUAGAUAUAUAUAUAUAUGUAAAUGUUCACUGAAUAAAUGUCUUCUCAACCUC